CGCGCACGCGUGAGCGAGUGUGUGUUUUAAGGAAAAGAGCCCACAGUCCAGUCCACUCAGACCCAGCCUAGGAGGCUUGUGAGCCGGCCUUUCGUAAUUGCCCCCCUCCCCACGGCCCCCUCCCCCCAGCCUCCCCCUUCUCAGGCCCUCCUGCCCGCCCUCUCUCCCUCCCUUCUUCCCUCGCAGCCGAGGAGGCAGCAAUUACGCUUUGGGGAUAAAACGAGGCGCGGAGAGCAGGCUGGGGCAUUUCUCCCUGAGAUGGCGGGUCCGACAGCUGCAGCCCUGCGGCCCGGAGUCCUCCUGCUCCUGCUGUCCAUCAUCCACCCCUCGCAGCCUGGAGGGGUCCCGGGGGCUGUUCCUGGAGCCAUCCCUGGAGCCAUCCCUGGAGCCAUCCCUGGAGCCAUCCCUGGAGUAGUUCCUGGAGGCAUUCCUGGAGUUCCUGGAGCCAUUCCCGGAGUAGUUCCUGGAGGCCUUCCCGGAGGAAUUCCUGGAGCCAUUCCCGGAGUGGUUCCUGGAGGAGCCUACUACCCAGCUCUGGGGCCUGGAGGCAAACCACCCAAGCCAGAGGCUGGACUCCUUGGGCCAUUUGGGCCAGGUGUUGGAGGACUUGCAGGAGGUAUCCCUGGAGCAGGGCUUGGGGCCUUUCCCGCAGGCACCUUCCCGGGGGGUCUAGUGCCUGGUGGAGCGGCUGGCGCUGCUGCGGCCUAUAAAGCUGCUGCCAAGGCUGGUGCUGGGCUUGGUGGUGUUGGCGGCGUUGGAGGUCUCUUAAAUGGCUUAGGAGUGUCUACAGGUGGAGUAGUGGCUCCUGGAGCAGGAGUUGGAGCUGGAGUAAAGCCUGGGAAAGUGCCGGGUGUGGGGCUACCAGGUGUAUUCCCAGGUGGAGUGCUCCCAGGCGCAGGAGGUCGGUUCCCAGGUGUGGGUGUGCUCCCUGGGGUUCCCACCGGAGCAGGAGUCAAGCCCAAGGCCCCAGGUGGAGCCGGAGCUUUUGCUGGAAUCCCAGGAGUUGGGCCGUUUGGGGGCCAGCAGCCUGGUGUCCCACUGGGAUACCCCAUCAAGGCACCCAAGCUGCCAGGUGGCUACGGACUACCCUACAGCACUGGGAAACUGCCCUAUGGCUAUGGGCCUGGAGGAGCUGCUGGUGCAGCGGCCAAGGCUGGGUACCCAACGGGGACAGGGGUUGGCCCCCAGGCUGCAGCAGCAGCAGCAGCUAAAGCAGCAAAGUUUGCAGGUGCUGGAGGAGCCGGAGUUCUCCCUGGUAUUGGAGGGGCCGGCGCAAUUCCCGGGAUUGGAGGGGUCGGCGCAAUUCCCGGGAUUGGAGGGGUCGGCGCAAUUCCCGGGAUUGGAGGGGUCGGCGCGAUUCCUGGGAUUGGAGGCAUUGCAGGGGCUGGGAUCCCAGCUGCUGCUGCAGCUGCUAAGGCAGCUAAAUAUGGAGCUGCUGGAGGCUUGGUGCCUGGUGUUCCGGGAGUUGGAGUCCCUGGUGUUGGAGUUCCUGGUGUUGGAGUCCCAGGUGUUGGAGUUCCUGGUGUUGGGGUCCCAGGAGUUGGAGUCCCUGGUGUUGGAGUUCCUGGUGUUGGGGUCCCAGGUGUUGGAGUCCCUGGUGUUGGAGUCCCUGGUGUUGGGGUCCCAGGUGUUGGGGUCCCAGGUGUUGGAGUCCCAGGGGCUGUGUCACCAGCUGCAGCUGCUAAAGCAGCCUCCAAAGCAGCAAAAUAUGGUCUUGGAGCCAUCCCUGGAGCUGUCCCUGGAGCCAUCCCUGGAGUUGUCCCUGGAGCCAUCCCUGGAGCUGUCCCUGGAGCCAUCCCUGGAGUUGUCCCUGGAGCCAUCCCUGGAGUUGUCCCUGGAGCCAUCCCUGGAGCUGUCCCUGGAGUUGUCCCUGGAGCCAUCCCUGGAGUUGUCCCUGGAGCCAUCCCUGGAGCUGUCCCUGGAGCCAUUCCUGGAGCUGUCCCUGGCAUUUCCCCUGCAGCUGGGGCAGCAGCCGCUAAGGCAGCCAAGUUUGGUGCUGGAGGAGCAGGAGCCCUGGGAGGGCUGGUGCCAGGCGUUGGAGGUUUAGUACCAGGUGUGCCAGGCGCUGGAGGGGUGCCAGGUGCCGGGACCCCAGCAGCCGCAGCCGCUGCAGCAGCCGCUAAAGCUGCGCAAUUUGGGUUAGGCCCCGGCGCUGGCGUGGUUCCUGGCGGCGCUGGCGUGGUUCCUGGGGUUGGCAUUGGCGCCGGUGCUGGUGUAGUUCCCGGCAUUGGCAUUGGCCCUGGCGGUGUUGCAGGAGCAGGGGUGCCAGGAGCAGCCAAAUCUGCUGCUAAGUUGGCCGCCAAAGCCCAGCUCCGGGCUGCAGCUGGCCUUCCUGCUGGCGUUCCUGGGUUUGUACCCGGUGCUGGAGUUCCCGGAUUUGGGCCUGGUGUUGGAGUUCCCGGAUUUGGGCCUGGCGCUGGUGUGCCUGGCGCUGGUGUUCCUGGCUUCGGGGCAGUACCUGGAUCUCUGGCUGCCGCUAAAGCAGCCAAAUACGGAGCAGGAGUGCCUGGGGCGCUGGGAGUGCCUGGAGGCCUUGGAGUGCCUGGAGGUCUUGGAGUGCCUGGAGGCCUUGGAGUGCCUGGGGCGCUCGGUGGAGUAGGGGUCCCAGGUGCUGUGCCAGGAGCUGGACCUGCUGCCGUGGCUGCUGCCACCAAGGCUGCUGCCAAAGCUGCCCAAUUUGGCCUCGCGGGAGCUGGUGGGCUUGGAGCUGGUGGGCUUGGAGCCGGAGGACUGGGACUUGGAGGGCUUGGGCCUGGUGGAGUUGUCCCAGGGGUUGGGGGCCUUGGAGGUGUGUCCCCAGCUGCAGCUGCUAAAGCAGCCAAAUAUGGUGCUGCUGGCCUUGGAGGAGUCCUAGGAGCUGCCAGGCCAUUCCCAGGUGCAGGAGCAAGACCUGGCUUUGGAGUAUCCCCUAUUUUCCCAGGUGGGGCCUGCCUGGGGAAAUCCUGUGGCCGGAAGAGAAAGUGAGCUUCCCAGGACCCCUGACUCACGACCUCAUCAACGUUGGUGCUACUGCUUGGUGGAGAAUGUAAACCCUUGUGACCCACCCCCCCACGCCCCCUCCUAAGUCCCCAUCUCUGGAGGGGACAGGGCUGGCCGGGCGGACUUGGAAAUCCACAGGACAAGGAAACAAGAGAACGGUGGCCAAGUGGGCCCCCGGGAAGCCCCCUACUUCAGAGGCAAGGAGUGGGUGGGCUUGGCCCCCUGCCCCCACCCCCUUCCCACCAAGGUGCUCCCUCCAUACACUCUGCAUCUCCAGGGGAACUUGGUGCUAAGUGCUGGUGCUUCAUCUUCCUGGGGGAGGGAGGAGGGAAGGGCAGCCCCCCCGGGGAAGCCUCCUCCCUAGGGCUCCCCUGAAAAUGGUGCAGACACUUUGUGGGCAGUCCUACCUCCCCCUGCCCACCAGGACCCACCCCUGGCUGCGGUCCAGUUGGUACCCAAUCAUCGAAAACCUCAGGCUGCAUUCGGUCACACCAUCUCUUGGCCCCUUUAAUGCCCCUUCCCCCCACCAGUCGCUAUUCCCCAUGCCCCAGGCACCUUCAGAUCAGAAGAACCCCGAAGCAAAUAGCCCUCUUUCUCUUGUGGAAUUCAUCCGCCCAUCUGUCCAUCCAUCCAUCCAUCCAUCCAUCCUUGUCCCCAGUUGACUGCCUGGCACCACAAGCUGGCCGGGCACCCCACCAUCUACCCGGUUAACCUGUCAUGGCAGCCUGUGCCCUGCCUUCGCCCCACUCCACACACCCCUACGAAGGGGCCCGGGGUGUGGGGGCUGUGCCAGCUGGGGCGCAGGAACCCCCUCGAGAACCUGGGUUUCCCCCACGCAGUACUGUAUCCCCCGUCCCUCCCUCGAGCCACUGUAUUUCACAGCACUUCCCGCCCCACCCUGCCCCUCCCAUCUCUUUGUGUCUCGCUGUGAUAGAUCAAUAAAUAUUUUAUUUUUUGUCCUGGAUAUUUGGGGAUUAUUUUUGAUUGUUGAUGUUUUCUCUUGGUUUUACUUUUGUGGUUAAUUGAAAAAUAUAUAUAAAUAUUUUUUUUUCUGAUCUGGGGAGCUAUAACCCCAGAAGAAAAUUCAUUUUAAUCACUUUGGUAUAACUCUGGAUGAAACACACAUUUUUU
Phyllostomus discolor (pale spear-nosed bat) is the source of this 4110-nucleotide messenger RNA. RefSeq names its product elastin (gene ELN). The transcript has 34 exons. NCBI's taxonomy places the organism in Eukaryota, Metazoa, Chordata, Mammalia, Chiroptera, Phyllostomidae. Bases 259 to 2964 code for a protein of 901 amino acids. Gene Ontology annotation, molecular function: extracellular matrix structural constituent. The record is from RefSeq and is a predicted model, not a curated record.